AUGUAUCAAUACCGAGUCGAGUAUAGCUCUAGGAAAGUAGCAUGCACUGGCUGCAAACUUGGCCCAGGCCAAUCAAUAUCUACAGGUCAAAUCAGGUUUGGUAGGAAGGAGAUCCAAGGAAGCUAUCAUCACUCGAACUGGUCCCACUGGGGUUGUUUAAGUCCUCAAAUGUUAAGCAACGCUAUGAAGAAGCUGGAAGGUAAAAUUGAGGGUCUGCAUGGACUGGCAGACCUUAAAGAAGACGACCAAAUGAAGGUUAAAAACGCUUUGAAAUACGGUCACAUCGACCCAAGUGAUGUGACACCAAAGGCGGUUCAAAAAAACAAAACUGCAAACGCCGAUGUCUCAGGAGCAAUAGCCACUGUACAGGAAGACGAUCAAAACAAGAUCACAACACACAGACGAGUGCUACCAAGACGAGUAAAACCGGCUAUGGGAGGGAAAGAGAAAGACGAUCGACACAAGUCCAAAAGACAAAAACGAGCGCUCACAACUGAUUCUAAUGAUGAAUCAGCCAACGAAAACCGGCACCGCAGCGAGGCUUCACCAAGUAGCUUGGAAAGGGAAAUCAGAAGUGAUGCGGUCGAUGAACUCGAUGAACUUGCAGGAGCGAAGCAGGAGAAAUCUAAAAAAUCCUCCCAACAAGGAGAGAAGACGGGCGAUAAACACAAGACCAAAAGAAAGGAAGCAGUGAUUUCGAUUGAUUCUGAUGAUGAAUCGGCUGACGGGGAGCCAAAAUCUACGUCCAACACCAAGUCCAAUAAUGAUAAGUGGAAAAUCGUACUUUCACCGCUUCCCGAAAUCAAGAAUUGGAGAAAUGAGAGGCAGAGGAGAGCUGAGAAAACGAUCGAUUCAGUUACGGAUAUACUCAAAACAUUAGAGAAUUCGACAGCUACCACAAUGCAGAGCACGUCUUCUUGCAUUAGUCCUUUUAAAGAGGCACAAAGCUUAUUUCAUGAAAACAGAGAGAAGGUCAGGAUUGCGCAUAAGGUAGCCCAGUCUGAAAUUAAGGAGUUAUUGAAGAAUUCUGUACAAGAUUUAAUGGAUUGA
Puccinia graminis f. sp. tritici CRL 75-36-700-3 is the source of this 1050-nucleotide messenger RNA. RefSeq lists its product as uncharacterized. The transcript is spliced from 9 exons. The record is from RefSeq and is a predicted model, not a curated record. The coding region runs from base 1 to 1050 and encodes 349 amino acids. Gene Ontology annotation, molecular function: zinc ion binding; DNA binding. Lineage: Eukaryota; Fungi; Basidiomycota; Pucciniomycetes; Pucciniales; Pucciniaceae.